UGAUCUUUAGCUUUUGGUAGUACUUAACAGAUUCCUUUGCGUCAAUUAGCAAUCUUUGUGAUAUUUGACCACUUUGUUACCCAACAUCAAAUCAACCCCCCAAAAAGAGAGCAAAAGAAAGACAAACAGUGUUCACUGUACAGUGAUCGGUAUUAGAUUAGACCCCCCUUUGGGCCAAGUUUCGUUCUUUUUCAAGUUUUUCUUCUAAAAAGAGUUCAUGUUGCUCCCUUUUGUUAAGCAUUACAUGAAGCUCCAGUUUCUCACUUCUUUCUCCCUUCUGUUUUAGUUAAGGGUGUUUGCAUGAAGUUGGUGAUGGCUGAUCAAGGUGGUGACAAUAUUGUGACGAGGGAAUACAGGAAAGGGAACUGGACGGUCAACGAAACAAUGGUAUUGAUUGAGGCAAAGAAGAUGGAUGAUGAGAGAAGAAUGAAGAGAAGUGGAGACAUUGAAGGGAGGGGCAAACCAACAGAGCUGAGAUGGAAAUGGGUGGAAGAUUAUUGUUGGAGGAAAGGGUGUUUGAGGAGCCAAAACCAGUGCAAUGACAAGUGGGAUAAUCUCAUGAGGGACUACAAGAAAGUGAGAGAGUACCAAAGGAGAAUAGCUGAGAGAGGGGAAGGGACUCACAGCAAUGAAGGUUCUUCUUAUUGGGAGAUGGAGAAGAAUGAAAGAAAAGUAAAGAAUUUGCCUAGUAACAUGUUGCGCCUGAUAUAUGAGCGUUUGGAGGAGGUGGUGGAGAAGAAAGGAGAUCAAACUGCGGUAGCUGCUGGUGGCUCAGGUCUCAUUCCCAACAUACCUUAUGUUAUGGAUAGACCAAUUACCAGUGUAGAAACUUCAUUGCCUCCUCUAUUGCAACACCAGCUAUUAGCUCCUAUUCCAGCUGCAAUUCCAUUAACUCUACCAGCACCGCCACAGCUGCCGCCGCCACCAAUAGCUGCUGCUGCUGCUGCACCACUAGUACAACCAUCUCCCCUUUCAUAUGCUCAGCCGUUGCCCACAGUAGAUUCUGAUACAAGUGAGUAUUCAGACACGCCAGCAAAGAGAAGGAAGAGAGGAACUGGUAAUGGGGAAGGCAGCAGUGGGGGCACAGCAAGUGCAAACAACUCAAAUGAAGUGGGCACUGCAAUCUCUAAAAGUGCUUCCAUUAUAGCAGAAGCCAUCCAGGCCAGUGAGGAGAGAGAGGAGAGAAGACAUAAGGAUCUUGUUAGUUUGCAUGAGAGGAGACUAAAGAUGGAGGAAUCCAAGACAGAGAUGGACAAAAGAGGGCUUGAUGGCCUGGUUGAUGCCAUUAACAAGCUUGCUAAUUCCAUCCUUGCUUUAGCUACCCACAAGAAACAGUCAGCUCCCAAGUGAAGUGGGUAUAUAUCCUCUUCUUGAUUUAAAAGAAAAAAAAAGAGAGAGAAGGGAAAAUACUACCAUUAAUAUCCAAGAGGACUGAGGGAGAGGUUAAUUAAUUAAUCACAUUAAUCGGUGGUUGUUUAUACUAAUCGUGACCUAUAUUUUAUGUUGCACUCACUCUGAUUGAUCAUUCUAAUUAUGCCUUAAAAAUUAUCUUUAUCUUAUGUCAUUUCAAGUGUUUAAACUUUCAUAUUUUAUGUUUAAACACAAACUAGGGUUGGUUGGUUGUAAACUAGUAAUACUACCAAAAGUGAAAUAUAAGCAACAUUGUCUCUGGGUUUAUAUCUUCAAGGAAAUUAUACUGUAUACAUACAAUGAUACACAGUUGUAGAGAGAAAAAAUGAUUAUAUUCUUCAUCCAAUAUAUCCGUAAGUAUUUCGUAAGUGCUUGACAUCUAGAUUGUCAGACAACCUUUAUUUUUUCCUUUGAAAAAAAAAUGCAAAGGGGAGAUUCAUGACAGAUAUGGGUAGAAAAGCACUACUCUCCCUUGCUUAAUGAACUCUCUCGAGCAAAGCAAAUGCUUUCAGAGUUCACAUAAUUUGUGAAAGAGGGGUAGGAGUGUGAGUCACACAUGCCACGGAGGGGGAGUGUGGGAGGAGCUGCUCAUGCGUAUCAUUAAUGAGGUAGAAAAUGUGAGAGAAAUGUGUAGCAAUGAGCAUUACUUCUCUGGUACUACUCAAAGGCGACCGGUCAAUGGAUGUCUGAGAGACCCGAGAGGGAUGUCAGGUAUUGAUAGAUUUACAGAAAUGCCAUUAUGGUGGCCAUUAUUGGAGCUAGUCUCGUAUUCUCUUGAGAAGGCUGUGGCAAAAGUUGGGCCUUUCUUCCUUAUUCCUUCCUUUCUCUUUAUUUUCCACUGAGAGAGAGAAUUCAGAAAUGGAAGGAAGUGGGCACUGUUGGCUAAUUUGGUAGGCUUGCUUGUAAUCUUUCUUCUGACAAAAGCGUGUGUGCCUACUAAAGUUUGCCUUUUCUCCUUCAUACAGAUACAGUGUUAUGAUAGAGAGAGCCUGCCCGGAUACAUGUACACAUGUAUGUAUAUACAUUGCAAAUUAAUGGCUAUUAUUUCUCAGCUUUUCUUUCC
Messenger RNA from Gossypium raimondii (Peruvian cotton), 2473 nucleotides. Its product is annotated as trihelix transcription factor ASR3. NCBI's taxonomy places the organism in Eukaryota, Viridiplantae, Streptophyta, Magnoliopsida, Malvales, Malvaceae. The transcript has 2 exons. The coding region runs from base 301 to 1350 and encodes 349 amino acids. The record is from RefSeq and is a predicted model, not a curated record.